Messenger RNA from Adelges cooleyi (spruce gall adelgid), 887 nucleotides. RefSeq names its product cuticle protein 1. Bases 312 to 692 code for a protein of 126 amino acids. The record is from RefSeq and is a predicted model, not a curated record. NCBI's taxonomy places the organism in Eukaryota, Metazoa, Arthropoda, Insecta, Hemiptera, Adelgidae. Gene Ontology annotation, molecular function: structural constituent of cuticle. The transcript is spliced from 2 exons.
AUUACAUAAGAUUGCAUCAAGUAAAUCGGUCUCAACAGUUUUAAUGGUACACUUAUUGAGAGAGUACACUGUUGUGGUUUUCCGGUGGUUGAUUUCUACUAUAAUACUAUUGGCGUUAUUCACCUACAUGUUAGUGGUUUGCUCUCCAGACACCAUUAAUUUCAUACAGUAUAAAUAACGUAUGCGCAGACUUUGAUUUUAACAGUGUACUAGUUUGUUCAAACACUAUCCAAAAAAUAGUAAAUUGUAUCUAGUGUGUACGUUUUUUAUAAUAUUAAAUUUAAUACUCUUCAAAAAAAUAAAAUAACAUCAUGCUUAAAUUGUUUGCCGUAAUCUUUGCUGCUCAAACCGUGUUCGCCGGCGCUGCUCGUUACCCGUCCGGUGUAAACCCGGCUCUGUGUCCUAAUUAUCCGCACUGUGAUAACGCGCUGUUGGCAGCUUACGCUCAACCGGCCCAACACCAUGCUCAUUACUCACCUCACUAUGACGAUGGUCACCAUUACAAUGACGGUACAUACAAUCAUCAGCCUGCGGUUCCAUUGCCAUACACCGAACCCGGUUAUCCGGCCGGAGUUUCCUCAUCGAGCUGCCCGAACUAUCCGUACUGUUCGCAUCAGGUACCUGCCGAAGCACUCAGAUACAAUACUCAAAAUAGAUAUCAAUCUGGUCCUGCUUAUAAUAAUUACUAUUAAACUAGUGGAAAUCAUUUAAAAUUACUAUAAUUCAUUGUAUUAAGUGUAGUAUUUAAACUGUUACUGUGUAUAACCUAUUUUGUAUCGAAUUUUAUAAAACUAAAAUAUUAAAUAAUCAGAUGAUAUGAACUAUUGUGUUAAAACAUACUAAAAAAAAAAAAAACAUACAAUUUCAUAAAAUAAAAAUAUUUCUAU